CGCCGCUGUUCCCAAAGCCGGUCAGUCCCGGCUGGACCCCGCGGGGGCUGCUGCCGCUCCCGUGCGGGGACGGCUCCCACAGCGCCGGCUGAGCCCCGCGGCCACAGCGGGACAUCGCGGCCCCGCCCGCCGCCGGCGCCCCGGGACGAUGGAGCCGAACCCGGCCGGCCCCGCUCCUGAGGCGACGGGCCACGAUCUCUGCCCGCCGCCGGCCGUGACCUUGCGGAAGGGCUCGCUGCUCCCGAGCAUCACCGCCGCGCCCGGCCGGGCGGCUGCGGCAGCGCUCAGAGCGGGGGGCCCGCCGCCAGCUGUCCGGGUGCGGGUCACCGCAGGCAGCGCCGCCGGCCGCGCUCCCCAGCCCGACCCACAGAGCUCACUCAGAGCCAAGGCCUCUUCUGCUUUCCAUGAUACCACACUGCUGAGGAAGCUGGGGAUUCACAGGAGGUUGGAAGACACAGCCAGGACAACUGAUCAAAGGGAUAUUCCAGACCACAUGGCAUCACGCUCAGCACAUAAAAUGCAGGGAAGAAGAAGGAAAAGUGGGAUGGUUUGGAGCAAUGGAGGUUCCCAAGUAACAAUUACACAUAUGACCCCACUCUCCUGGAGAUAGCUGAACACUUGCUUGUCCACAGGAAACGGUGAAUUAAGUCCUUGCUUUGCUUUGCUUGUAUGGGUUUUGCUCUCCCUAUUAAAUGGUCUUUAUCACAAUCCAUGAGUUUUCUGGCUUUUACCCUUCUGAUUGUCUCCCAAGUCCUGCUGCUGAGGAGUGAGCUAGUGAUUGUGUGGGUCUUGGUAGCUGUCUGGGUUGAACCACAAUCCAGAGGCAAGGACAGUCACUGUUCUCACCACUGCCAUCCACAGCAAUGUUACAGGUUGUACCUUGAGAAUCCCUCAAAUUCACAUGCAGUUUUUCUCUUCAAAUUGAGAUGCAAAGAAUAUGAAAGUGGAAGUUAAGCUGCAGCUCUUCUGCUUACAGCAGGGCCCAGCCACCCUCUAAUCCACCCAGCAUUGAUGAGCUCUUGACUUCUGCUCAUUAUUCGCCCUCCCAUACUCUGCUCCAAUCUCCUGUAAGCCUACACCUAUUCCUUCCUCCUCUGGUUCAGUAGAUUCCAAUUUAUUUUUUUCCAGAGUAACAGAAAGGCUUCAGCAGAACAAUCUGUGGUGUGCAACCUUGCUAACUGACCAUUGUUUUCCUUUCCCAAUGGGGCAGGGGAUCAUCAAGCACUUUGGAAGCAGCUAAUGCUGGACAGCUGUCUGCUUUUCCCCAUCCUGCUGCUCCCUUUGAGGUAAUGCACAUGUUCAGCUCUUCCUGGUCUUUUGCCUAUGAACACAUCAGAAAUGAGCAGCAUAUCAGGGAUGAGGUAAGGUACUGCUGAAAUACACUUGACAGCUGGGAUGCACUGAACCCCUCUUUCACUUUUGGUGAGCCACAAAACGCAGAAAAUGGAGUAGAGCAUACGCAAUAAAAGGGUUACAUUCUGAAUGCAGCUGUACAGACCAAGGUGAGGUAUGUCUGCAUAAUGCAUGGUCUUUGUGAUACAUACUUAAUCCACUUCACCUAUUUGCCAGCUAUGGUGCACAGCAAGGCACAUACUGAGCUACAAAUCUCAUACUAAAGGCCAAAGAAACUGCCUGGGGUUGCACUGCUACUUUUUUCUCAUCACUUCUUGCUUCUCCUUAACACAUAUACUCAUCAUUUCUUAAGAGAUUUGAGCUUGUUACAGCAAGAACUUAUUCCAACCUCCUCCAGUCUCAUUACAGCACAUCAGAGAAUGUCAAAAUCCUGUAUUAGGCUUUAUUCUUUUAUAUAAACAUUAACAUUUCUCAAACAGAUUAGUUAAAAAUACAGAUUUAAACAAGAAUUUUUGCAAUUGCAAUGAGUUAUAAAAAACAACAGAUUAUUUUACAGAUUGUUACAAGUGCUUUACAAAGGUGCAGAGUGAAGGCCAGUGGCAGGGGACCAACCUCAAGUGCAAAAUGGACACGAUACCCUCACCGCGGGCAUAGCGCUCAGAUACACAGCCAAAAAAACAACAAACAAACCAAAAAACAGACAGACAAAAAAACCCCGAGCCAUGUGAACCUAUGCUCUUGGGAUGCUCACCGGGCAAGCAGACAUAAACCCCUAUGACAGAGAAGACUCAUGAGACCAAGCUACCAGGAUACUUAAGGUUACAUCUCUGAGAUCAGCCAUAAGAUGUUUUCUCUUGGAAAAUAAGGAACAUGUUUUAUAACAGUAUAUUUCUUUUCCGUCAGACAAAAUAUUGCUAUAAAUCCUAGAAUACUUAUGGAUGCGGAUACCUAAAACUUGAGCCAUAAAUCCAGCGUGGAUCUCACAAUGCCCAAAGUGAAGAAAGGAUACAAGACCCAAGUGUCCUUCUGAAGCAGUUGGCACUCCUCAUACAGGAGGGACCUCCAUAUCCCAUGAUCAUCACUGAAACUGUGGGCAAGUACCUUGGAAAGACUUUGGCAAAAGGAAGACAAUGCAAGCAGAUCUGAUUACACACAAUAUUCCUGCAGCCUGUGAUCUGAGAGUUGUACAGCCCACAGCUUAUGCAAUGCCCACAUAUUUCACUAAAUGCAGUGUGUCCUCUCUCCUUGGUCAAUACGUCUUCACACCCACCUUGGAACACAUACCACAUGCUCCAGAUUCCUGGAAGCUUUUGAGAUCCUUCCACCACACCCACCUUACCUAGGUACCAGGCCUACCCACCUAUCUUUCUUCUAUUCCACCCCUAAAGA
Molecule: messenger RNA, 2742 nt
Organism: Poecile atricapillus (Black-capped chickadee)
Lineage: Eukaryota; Metazoa; Chordata; Aves; Passeriformes; Paridae
Exons: 2
Coding region: 149-610 (153 amino acids)
Source: RefSeq, a predicted model, not a curated record